AUGGUACAUGAUUUUGUUUCAGUCUCAAAUGAAUGUAUACCUGAAAUUGUUAGAAAAAAUCAACAAGGUCAACAUGAACAACAAUUAGUUGAUCAAACAAUUUCAUCAAAUAGAGAGGAUGAAUUAAUUAUGGAAGUUGAAUCACCAUCAUCAUCAUCCGAUAUUGAUCAAACACCAGAAGAUGUUUUACCACCACCAGGAGAUAUUGUUCCACAAAUUGCUCCAAUACUUAAGAAAAACAAGAUCAUAUUAGAGCCAUGA
Molecule: messenger RNA, 261 nt
Organism: Adineta steineri
Lineage: Eukaryota; Metazoa; Rotifera; Eurotatoria; Adinetida; Adinetidae
Source: the annotation of a GenBank genome assembly